AUGGAUUCUUCGUCCUGGCAGGGUUUCACAACCAUCGUAGUUGUGCUGCUCGGCAGUCUGGUGUUCCAUCGCCUAUUUCUACAUCCUCUUGCCAAAUAUCCUGGCCCAAAGCUGGCAGCCAUUACCCGGUGGUACGAAUGCUACUACGAUGUCAUCCAAAAUGGCCAGAACACAUUCAAGAUCAAGGAACUCCAUGAAGAAUACGGCCCAAUCAUACGAAUCAGCCCUCAUGAGCUCCACCUGAACGAUCCAUACUUCUACAGCACUCUCUAUCGGCAAGAGGGACGCUGGAAUCGGUAUGCCUUCGCGUGGGAUGCCUGGGGAGCUAAAGGUCCCACAAUCCACACGGUAGACCACGACCGGCAGAGGGCCCGGCGCCAGCCCAUCGCCUCGUACUUUGCCAAAACGAAGGUGUCUUCCCGACAGGCUAUGGUCCAAAGGCACGUGGACAAGCUCUGUGACCGCUUGACCAAAUCUGCAGGGUCCGAUGAAAUCGUCGAUCUCGGGGCUGCCGUAACGGCGCUGGCUCGAGAUGUUGCCUUCGACUUCAUUCUUGCGAAAAGCACCAAUAGCCUAGAUCAAAAAGACUUUGAUGUCGACAUUCUCCAAGUUGUGCAGGGAGGGGGCGCGUUAUGGCGGCUCAGCAAGCACGUUCGUUUUGUGCUGCCGUUGUUGAACUCCAUUCCGCUCGAUUGGGCCAUAAAGAUAUCGGACGAUAAAAUGAAGGACUUUUUCCGCCAUUUGAACAGGACCAUGGCAUAUACAGAACGUCUCAUGGCUGGUUCAGCAUCGACAUCGCUAGAGGCAAGGGGCCAACAGACGAUAAUCCACGAGAUCCUCGAUUCGCAACUAAACCCUCACGACAAAUCUUUGCAGCGGGUCUUCGAGGAUGUGACCUCUGUGAGCGGUGCCGGAUUCGAGACGACGGGCAGCGUACUGCGCUUGCUCUCCUUCCACGUCUUUGACCGUCCCGAAAUCAUCCAGAGACUGUUCGGCGAGCUCGAUUCAGCCGGUUUGUCUCGUUCCAACGUCAUCGAGCUAAAACCCUUGGAGCAGCUUCCUUUCCUGACAUCGACUAUCAAAGAGGGAUUGCGUCUGAGUCCUGGCGUUGCUACUCGCAUGGCACGCAUCGCUCCAGAUCGAGAUCUUUUCUAUAAAGACUGGAGAAUACCCGCUGGAACUCCUAUAGGAAUGACAAGAGUCUUGAUGCAUACAGAUGAGAACAUAUAUCCGAACCCCCAAUUCUUUGAACCCGAGAGAUGGAUGGAGGGGAGCGGCAUUCGUAAAAACGCUGAACAUGCGUAUGCGCCGUUUUCAAAGGGGACAAGGAUGUGUGUUGGGAUGCACCUCGCAUGGGCCGAACUGUACCUCGCCCUUGCUGCUCUUGUACAGCUUUCUACUUUUGAAUUCAUCGGGGCGAAGGCUGAGGAUUUUGAAUGCAACAGUGAUCAGUUUGUAAUUGGGACAAAGGGCAAGGGAGUCCUGAAAGCCCAUGUGCGGUUGCGUGGAAAAUAA
Messenger RNA from Diaporthe citri, 1515 nucleotides. RefSeq lists its product as uncharacterized. NCBI's taxonomy places the organism in Eukaryota, Fungi, Ascomycota, Sordariomycetes, Diaporthales, Diaporthaceae. The record is from RefSeq and is a predicted model, not a curated record. Gene Ontology annotation, molecular function: heme binding; iron ion binding; monooxygenase activity. The transcript is spliced from 4 exons. Bases 1 to 1515 code for a protein of 504 amino acids.